AUGGGUCAAGGCCGAGUAAAUCUUAUUACAGGCAUUGGCGCAGUUGUACUACUUGGCAAUAACUUUGGCGAAAACAUUCGACCAUCAAACAUUGAGGCAAUUUGCGAUCGUUGGUCUCAAAUGCUAAAGGAUAGAUCCUAUCUUGGAGCUUGUAUCUCAGACCUUACGAAUAUUAUGCGCUCUCAUGGGGAAGAAGGAGUCUUAUCUGUGCAAGAAUUACAAAAGUCAAAAGACUUUGGAGGAAUUCCAAGAGCUGGCAGCAGAACUCUGAAGCCCCGAGAAUCUAAGCCUCCAGUAGCUUCGGAGGCCUCAUACGGAGUUAAUGCCUUUGUUUCGCACCAAAUUCAGCUGCUCGGCGGAGGUAGUAAUAGUCUAAGCUUGACCUCUGGGCAUUUGUCACCAGGAGUUGAAUCAGCUACGACUGAGCAAUGCGAUUCAUAUCCAGGGCUUCAUGAGUCGCAGACUGGUGCCAGUAUCGACGGUUCAUUGGCGACGUCAAGUUCGAGUGACCAGGGAGGCUUUGUCUCGGGAUCUCAGACCCCAUCACGCAUUUUUGGUGAAGAGCUGCUUGGUGGUCAUCCUUCUAGCUCUCAAGAGGCCAAAGUCCUAACGAGCCAAGAAAAUGGUAAUGCAGACACACAACAAAAGACUGGUAGACUCGGUAAACGGGAGUUCUUUAAACAACAAUUUUCUCAGGCUGCCUAG
Messenger RNA from Trichoderma harzianum CBS 226.95, 705 nucleotides. RefSeq lists its product as hypothetical. The coding region runs from base 1 to 705 and encodes 234 amino acids. The record is from RefSeq and is a predicted model, not a curated record. The transcript has 3 exons. NCBI's taxonomy places the organism in Eukaryota, Fungi, Ascomycota, Sordariomycetes, Hypocreales, Hypocreaceae.